Messenger RNA from Exserohilum turcica Et28A, 3794 nucleotides. RefSeq lists its product as uncharacterized. Lineage: Eukaryota; Fungi; Ascomycota; Dothideomycetes; Pleosporales; Pleosporaceae. The transcript is spliced from 3 exons. The record is from RefSeq and is a predicted model, not a curated record. The coding region runs from base 103 to 3642 and encodes 1179 amino acids. Gene Ontology annotation, molecular function: protein binding. Gene Ontology annotation, cellular component: membrane.
GGCCCCCUGAGGAUACAGAAGGGGCGCGAUGGCAAGAGCCCGCCCCCGCGAACAGACUCGGCCGGCAGCUCAAGCCAGCCUGCCUUUUCGCGCCCGCCCCCUAUGCCGUCAUUCCCUGCCCCGCCCUCGAGUCCGCCCACUGCUCCCCUGCCCUACCCCGACAACGACCGGCCGCCCAACGUCCUGGGCACAGGGCGAUAUACGCCGCUCAGCGAGAGGGAGCAACGGAGCGCCAACAGGACACCUGAGGGAAGAGAGCAACCGAGGAGGGGGUCGAAUGCGACAGGGCCGAGUCCCACCUCGCCCGGCCAGCGCGCUCGCUUUGAUGCCAACGACCCAAACAGGCCGACGCUCAGUGGCUACGGCGGCAGACACGCCGACGGGACAGUCCAGCCUUCGAGGCUGGCGGAGCGAAGAGGCACUGCGCCAAAGCCCCUACCGGAUUCCCCGGGGCCAGAGACGCCCGACAAGGAGGGUCUCUUCCAAAAGGCACCGCAGAGGAAGGGCAGCGCAGAUGUGGCCGCCCAUAACCCAUAUCCCGAAUACCACCAGCAGUACUUUCCUCCCCCAAGCGGACAAUCGUCCAGCCAAGCCAGCCAGAACAAUGUCGUAUACACAGGCCCCAACCAGGACGAGCCUGCGCUCAAGGUUCCCACACCCGUGGGCGUCAAUCGCCUGAGCUCUACGGCUUCAACCUCGACAGUAAGGGCGCAGCGCGGCUCUCCUCCGCCCCCAGAGACACCCAUUCUUCCUCCCUCUGGUGGGGGCAUUGAAGCGCGCUUUGCUGCGGCCGGCAUCGCCGGAACUUCGACACUGACAAAUCUCCAAGCGCAGAGUGCUCAGAAUGCUGCGGCUGCUCAGCGAAACCAAGUCUAUGCAAACCAACAGCCCCGCCUCACCCUUGGAACAUCACAGUCCAGCCAGCAGCAGCCUCCAAGAAGGCCAUGGACUCCCACCGAGCACCCGGGCAACAUGCCGCAUGGCCCGCCAGCAGUAUACCAAGGCAUGGACCAAAUGCCUUCUUCAGGCACCCCUCCUCAAGGCCCUCUUCCGCAAGCGCCAAACACACGCUUCUCGCCUCCUCCUGCAAAUGCAGCGCAGACAAAUGCACACCCGGAGCAUUCGUUGAACCAUGAUAUGGGUCGUAUGAACUUGAACGAGGAGCCACCGCCGGCCUACUCGAGUAUAACAACACCAGCGGCUGGUCAGACCCAGAGCUAUCCUAAUGAGAAAGGACAACAGCCGGCUGUUCAAGGAGUGGCGCUGUCUGACCCCAAUCAGGGCCACCCUGCAUUUGCAAACGAUGCGCGCCCGCAGGCUGGGCCAUCGCAACCUGCUGCUGUGGUGGCACCGACGCCCACACAGAAUCAGUUUCCGCCACAGAUACAAACAGCUCAAACGGCGCAGCCAGCUCACACUCCAAGCCCAGCUCCAGCCCAAGGGCCAGGGCCAGGGCCAGCAUCUCCCCCACCGCUGCCUGAGGGCUGGAUAGCACACCUGGACCCCAACUCUGGCCAGUAUUACUACAUCCAUCUUCCCACACAAUCCACGCAAUGGGAGUUCCCCAAGGGGCCUACGCCUCUCAACCUGAACGAGCCCAUGUCGCCUACAGGCACAUUUGUUGGUGGCCCUUUGGCAUCCCCGUCUUUUGGCAAAACUCCCAUGGCGUCACCCGGCUUUGCUCCCCAGACAGCUACAUUCCCUGGAGACUUUGGCAUGGCUCCUCUUGCAACUCCAACCACUACAGGCUUCACGGGUCCACCUCCUAUGGCAGGCGUGGAUCAAUACAAGGUCGCUCCUACCAAUGGUGUAUACUUUGGACCGUAUCUUCGAUACACAAACAUGGAUAUUGAACGGGGUCUGUGGCUGGGAUCGAUUCUUCUCAUCACCAAUACCCCUCAUCCGCCCACGAUCCACAUUCACCAAAGUACAGAUCUAUCACCAAACCCACGCCAGCUCAAGGCCAAUCCCAUUUACACACAUCAGACAUGGAUCUUCUAUCGAUACGAUAUUGAUUUGAAGAUGGAGGACGACCGUCCAGCCAAGUGGACCUACGCCAUCACUUCCCACUUGGGAUGUACUCGGUUCGAGUUCCUGGUGGCGGGGCGGCACGAGACGAGUUGGCGCUUCAUUGCUCACUCUGGUAACGACUUUGCGCUCAAUGUCAACGCCAACGAAAGAGCCAAGCUCGGUGGUGUGGGCUUGAUGUGGAAGGAUAUUCUGCAGAAGAACGCCGAAUGCGGCGGCUUCCACGUACAACUGGGUCUGGGUGGUCAGAUCUAUGCUGAUCGUCUGUGGAAAGAACUUCCGCUGCUGAAGCAAUGGACAGCAACAAGUGGCAAAGAGGUUCGAAAGAACGCUCAAUGGACUGCAAAGCACGAAGAGGAUGUUUGCCAUGCAUACUUCCACUAUUACACCAGCCACUUUGAUCAGCCACAUCUCAGGGAGGCCUUUGCGCAAAUACCCCACAUUCUGGCGCUCGAUGACCACGACAUCUUUGACGGCUUUGGGUCAUAUCCCGAAUACAUGCAGUUCUCCAACAUGUUCAAGAACAUUGGAAGAUUGGGUAUCGAGAUGUACCUGCUCUUCCAGCACCACACAACGCUGGAGAUACUUCGCAAUGUCAACAACGACAUGGACCUCUUCACGAUUACGGGUACAGGCUGGCACUUUAUCAAGUAUCUAGGUCCUUGUGUCACGGUAGUCGGGCCCGACUGCCGGUCCGAACGUAACCCGCACCAAGUCAUGGCGGGACCGACGUAUCAGGGCAUCUUCCCCAAGGUUGCAACACUGCCACCCAGCGUGCAGCAUUGCAUCUGGAUGAUUCCUGUUCCGAUUGUGUAUCCUCGGCUUGAGUCUGUGGAGCAUCUCGCCCACUCGAUGGCUACGGGCAAGAAGGCCGUUACCGGCACUUUCAACAUGCUUGGAAAGGUGACGGCCGGUGUUGCUGGCGUUGUCGGUGCCAAGGGCGUUGUCGGCGAUGGGUUCAACUCGGUCAAGAAGGCGAUUGGCAAGUCUGGACUGAUGAGUGGUGUCUUGAGUCCUUUUGGAGAGAUUGAUCUGCUGGAUGAGCUGAGAGAUCAGUGGACGCAUGAUUCAAAGGACCUUGAGCGGACGUAUCUGAUUCGAACACUACAAGGCAUCGCGCACAACAAGUCGUUACGAAUGACGUUCUUUUCUGGUGGCGUCGACUGUUGUGGUGCUGGACUGGUGCAUGAUCCGUCAAGACCGCAGGACCACAAGACCAUGUACCAGAUCAUCUCGUCUUCAGUGGUGAAUGCUCCGCCCAGCAACUACGUCCUGCGGUUGCUGCACAACAACCGUGCGCUGUAUGUGCCAACAAACGGACAUCGCAGCAACAACCAGCCUUCGGACACCAAGGAAGACAUGAUGGAGAUUUUCACCCAAGACGUCAACGGGCAGCCGCGCGAGUACAAGAGGCUCAUGGGCCGUCGCAACUAUGUAGCGUGUGUGAUAUACGAUCCGGACGUGGUCAACGGCACGUUUGGGCAGGUUGUGCCCGGUCAUGGCGGGGGCAAGCUGAGCUUGGCGGUAGACUUUAUGGUGCAGAACGAUGGCGGGUACAGUGCGCCGAUGAAGUACGGGCCGGUGAUUGUACCCAGCGUGGAGUAUGGUAGAUAGACAGCCGGCUGGUGGGGAUGUACUUGUUUCGCUUCUUUGUUGUAUUAGCAGUUGGGCAUGCAUAGCAAGCGUUGUUUUAUGUAUGCUUUUGGGCUUUUUUUUGGUGGUGUUUGGGAAAUUCAUUUUUGUGGGUGUCUUUUUUUUUGAAAUAG